Aspergillus heteromorphus CBS 117.55 is the source of this 920-nucleotide messenger RNA. RefSeq lists its product as uncharacterized. The coding region runs from base 89 to 712 and encodes 207 amino acids. Lineage: Eukaryota; Fungi; Ascomycota; Eurotiomycetes; Eurotiales; Aspergillaceae. The transcript has a single exon. The record is from RefSeq and is a predicted model, not a curated record.
CGCAUAUUCCCCCCCCACGGAGACAGACCAUCGGAUUAUGUUAAGACUAUAACAUCCUCACUUCUUCACAAGAACACCAACCAUCACAAUGGCCACCACCGAAGGCCUCUCCCUCCCUCCUGCCCUGCUGCGCCAGGCCUCCCGCACCAACAUGCGCGUUCCCCCGAUUGCGCGCCGCUCCGUGUCUCCCUCCAUCUGCCGCAUGGCCGUGCUCUCCCGCGACAAGCUGCAGAAAGAAGCCUCUACCAAGAGUCCAGACCUCCGUCGCUGUCUGGCGCACCACCGACUGCUUAGCCAGUCGAUCGAGGCGGCGCAGAAGGAUGUGAAUAAGCGUCUUGCCAUGUUCGGGCUGGAUGAUGAUGACACACCCAUCUCCUCCUCCUCCUCCUCCUCCUCCUCCUCCUCCUCCUCUUCUUCUUCUUCUUCAACAACCACCACUUCUACACCCAACGAACCCCCCAUCACCGCGAUCCGAGAACAAAUCACCAGCGCCGUAAAAGCAAUGAUCAGGCGUCGCACAGCCGAGACCACCUCCCCCACAAAGUCCGACCAGCUGGCCCGGGUAUCCUCCAACAGCGAGGCCGUCGUGGGGACAGCAGAGAAGCAGCACAUCGUUGUGAACACGAAGAAGAGCCGGAAGUACACCCCGCGGGUGGUGUUCGGGCGGUGCCGCGGGCCGCUGUACGGGCUGCAGGCCGGGGUGGUGAGCUGACAGGGACGGGCGUCAAGAUGUCUGUCCAGGUGGAAGAAGCAUCUUGAUUGAUUGAGUGGUGGCCAUCAACUGGCUGCCCCGGGUAUAUACUGCAUCCCGACGACUUUGCUGCUGCUGAUUCUGUGGCCACGACUUACGUUUGAUACGAUCCGUUCUUUUCAUAAUACCACUGUAUAUAUUCAUUCCUUCUGAUGACUGCACUUUUCAC